Messenger RNA from Drosophila grimshawi, 1670 nucleotides. Its product is annotated as WD repeat-containing protein 18. Gene Ontology annotation, molecular function: protein binding. The record is from RefSeq and is a predicted model, not a curated record. Gene Ontology annotation, cellular component: nuclear pre-replicative complex. The transcript has 2 exons. Gene Ontology annotation, biological process: DNA-templated DNA replication; rRNA processing. Lineage: Eukaryota; Metazoa; Arthropoda; Insecta; Diptera; Drosophilidae. The coding region runs from base 158 to 1579 and encodes 473 amino acids.
GCAGUUUGGUCGCAGCCCUCUAACUCAACCAUGCGCUGGCAGUGUGACCAGCGUUGUUUCGUUGUCUCUUCUUUCUCAGCGCAAGUUCACACUAAACCUACCGUUUUGUUUACUUCGUGUGCACGACGCACGUGUGCUUCUUUUUGGCAUUUGAGUGAUGGGCGACGUUAGCGAGGCAUUAUUUGUAAGCACAUUGGACAAUGAGCGGGCCUCGUGCUGUGUGCAGGACCUGCGCACGGGCACCGACCUGAUGCGAUACAAAGGCGGCGGCACAAUGCAGCCGCACAGCCUGCAAAUGCUCGAGAACCAUUUUAUGAUUGCAGCAAAUAGCACAAAACCGUUGUUGCACGUAUGGCCCAUCAAUGGACAGGAGCAGAUGGCCAACAUCCGAUAUGUGGUGGCCGGCAGAGUGAGCGCAUUGGCAGUAACACCAGACAGUGGCUUCCUCAUUGCCGGCAUACAGGAGACAAUCUAUGUGUGGCAUUUGAGCACUGGCCGACUUUUGAAUACGCUCGCCAAGCAUUAUCAGCCUGUCACCUGCAUCCGGUUCACCGACAAUGGCGAACACUUUGCCACCGCCGGCAAAGAUGGUGCCGUCCUCAUCUGGAAUCUGACUCGCACCACAGCUCCACUGGGUUGCAGCGACAGCGAGGAGAACGCUCCGUUGUACAGCUUCAAUGAUCACGGCCUGGCUGUCACCGAUGUCCAUAUUGGAGUGGGCGGCAUUCGAGCCUUCAUGUACACCGUCUCCUUGGAUCGCUGCUGUAAGGUGUACGAUCUCAGCGAUGGCACAUUGCUCCUCAAUGUCGUCUUUCCCGUUGCCCUGCACAGCGUCGUUGUGGACAGGCUGGAGACAAGCGUCUACGUUGGCACCGAUGACGGUCAGGUGCUCAUCUUUCGCAUGGACAAAGUGCCGCGCAUGAGGGAAUACCAUCUGGAGGAGGAGGAGAGUCAAUCGUUCAUUGGACACACCACUGGCUCAGCAAUCACAUGCCUGGCGUUGUCGAUGAAUGCCCAGCAGCUGAUCUCGGGCGGCGAGGAUAAGCGCGUGUGCAUCUGGGAUGUGAGCAGUCGUCAGCUGAUCAAGAGCAUAGCUCAGCCGGGGGCGAUAACCAAUUUGCAAGUGCGUCAGAUGAACAGCGCCCGAUUCCAUGCGGGUCCCAAGCCAAUGAAAUUCUUUGCCGACAGUCUCAAGCGGAUGAUCAGUCCGGCGGAGGAUGAUGACUACGCCAUUGAGCUGCUCAUCACGGGCGAAUAUGCGAAAGCACCCAAAUUUUCCCCACCAAACUUUGAUAAUUGCUACGACGGCACCGACGAUGCGGAUAGCGUCACCAUCCCUGACCUAGACGAAGAGCCAUCGGCUCAAAUGGCAGUCGACGAAUUUGAGAAUUCCUCCUUCGACGAUGAUGAUGAUAAGGAUGUGAAAAUGUCCGAUACCAGCGAGCUGGAGAAACUACGUGCUGAAAAUGCGAGACUUAAAUUGGAAGUGAAGCGUUUGACCAAUAAAGUCGCUCCAACUCCAAAUCCAACAGCAAAUCUAAAAUCAGCAAAGAGGAGCAAAAAACGACGCAAAAACUAGUUCUUAAGAUACUUUUUUUUUGUUUUUAUGUUUAACAAUUAUAUAUAUUAUAAAUGUCUGCUAUAUGCAAUAUAGCAAGAAAAAAAGAAAA